Corvus hawaiiensis (hawaiian crow) is the source of this 1327-nucleotide messenger RNA. RefSeq names its product EFR3 homolog B (gene EFR3B). The record is from RefSeq and is a predicted model, not a curated record. Lineage: Eukaryota; Metazoa; Chordata; Aves; Passeriformes; Corvidae. Gene Ontology annotation, cellular component: plasma membrane. Gene Ontology annotation, biological process: protein localization to plasma membrane.
AUGCGGCCGGAUCGGGAUGCGCUGCCGAGUCACCGAUCCCGGAUUUUAUUCCUGGAAAACAACGGAGAGCGGCGCUGCCGCCGGAAUGUCCCCCGGGAUGUCCUCGAGGCCAUUCCAAAGCUUCUCCAGGCGGGGUUUUUUUUUUCGGGAGUUGAGGCUUUUUUCCCCCCCAGAAUCCGGGAAUUUUUUUCCCCCAGGGAAAACCGGAACCGCCUGACGCAGGUCAUGCUCCUGAAAUCCCUGCUCCAGGUUUCCGUGGGAUUCCAGUGCAGCAACAUGCUGACGGCGCUUCCCAGCGCCUUCCUGGACCGGCUCCUGUCGGCCGCGCUCCUGGAAGAUCCCGAAAUCCGACUUUUUGUCCUGGAAAUCCUCAGCAGCUUCAUCGACCGCCACGGGAAUCGCCACAAGGUGUCCCCGGGCAGCGCCAUCGGCGACGUGGCCGUGCUGAAGCUGAAGGUGGAGAAAUGUUCCCGCCAGGAUUCCGUCUUCAUGAAGAAGCACGGCCAGCAGCUCUUCCGGCACCUUUUCCUGGUUUCCAAGGAGCGGGAUAACGGCCGCGAGCACUUCCGGGCGCUCUUCCGGCUCCUGGUGCUGCUCAGCCUGGAGCUGGCCAACGAUGACGUCAUCGUGGACCUCGUGCGCCUGGCGCUCGCCCUGCAGGAGCUGGCGCAGAGCCCCGAGGAGCAGCUCCCGCCCUACAACCGCUGCGCCCUCCUGGCGCUCGGGGCCGCCUACCUGAGCCUCAUCAGCCAACUGCUGACCGUGCCGCCCUUCUUCCAGCACAUCCAGGAGGUGAUCCAGAGCCGGCAGAAGGAGGCGCCGUUCCUGCUGCCUGAGGAGGUGUUCGGGGAGAACCCCAGGGUGAGCGGGAGCCUGGAGCAGCUGGGGCCGGAGGUUUUCUUCUGGCAGAGUAAAAUCAGCGAAAUCCUGGGAAGCAGCGGAUACAGCCUGGAGCGGCUCAGCAUUCCCUACGUGCCGCAGCUGACCGACGAGGAUCGUUUAUCCAAGAGGAAAAGCAUCGGAGAAACCAUUUCCCUGCAGGUGGAGGUGGAAUCCAGGAACAGCCCGGAGCGGGAGCAGAGAGCUCCGGCGGAGGAGAUCACCUACGAGACGCUGAAAAAGGCCAUCGUGGACAGCGUGGCCGUGGAGGAGCAGGAGCGGGAGCGCCGGCGCCAGGUGGUGGAGAAGUUCCAGAAGGCUCCGUUCGAGGAGAUCGCCGCCCACUGCGGAGCCCGGGCCUCGCUGCUCCGGAGCAAACUGAACCAGAUCUUCGAGAUCACCAUCCGGUGAGGGAGCAGCGGGAUCGGGAUCAGCGGGAUCGGCAUUG